GUAAACAGUUUAGAGCGGCAAUAGGCGCAUUGAGUUAAAGCAGAAUGUUUUACAUUUGUCACAGCACGGCUAUUCCUUGGCAUUUGAUGAUCCGAAAUUGCAAAACGCUAAUGUUCUUCAUUCGUCAUGCCAUAAUUUUUCAAGUUAUAUUUAGCCCAGCUAUGGUCAUUCGAAGCCGUCAAGUCGAAGGUGACGAAGAUAUCCUUGUCCAACAGACUAUAAACUCAAGCACUGCCUGGGAGUUUAUUGCAGGAAACGGGAGCAAUAUGUACGUGCUCUACCGGAACUUCAACACGAGUAACUCAUCAUGUAUCAUGGCUUCACGGAUAGCACUUGAUGAGAGUACUCAUGAGGCCGAAUACAGAACUAGGUGGUACAACCUGACAGCAGCACUGCCACGGCAAAUCGUGUCUCUAUACAAAACCAGCGAGCAGACCCUCACAGCGACGCAGUGUUAUGGAUCGUAUGGCAACUCAACGAACAACUACACUAUCAUGUACACCGAUGGCAGCUGCGCAGUGGUGAUUGUUCACCACCAAAUCGAAGCUGCUGUAGGCUGUAAAAACGCAUGCGAAAUGUGGGCCAGAGAGGGAAGCGUGGAUGCCUGGAAUCCGCAAUGUGACCUGGUCUAUAGAGAAGAGUGUGGGAACAGAAAUAUCACCAUGUACGACGAGAAGUACUGUCAAGAAAUACUUAACUACUUUGUAAACACCACUACAAAAGACAAGCCAAGCAGUGAAUGUUAACUGGAAUAAUUUCUAAUUUUAGACAGUUAAUAAUCUAGUACAGAAAUUACUCUGAAGUUGUAAACUGCAUGAGAUUACAUGCAUGUUUGAUGAGAUUGAUCGAGCGAUGCAUGCAUCAACCAAAUCUAAUACCAAAGCACUUCUACGCUAAAGAGGAACCGGGGCCAAUCGUACAAUCACGAUUGGCGCGUCUUCAACAGGGUUGCACUUGAGUUUGAGCACUAGUACGUGCGACUCGCACACCACGUGAAUGGC
Rhipicephalus sanguineus (brown dog tick) is the source of this 1001-nucleotide messenger RNA. RefSeq lists its product as uncharacterized. The transcript has 6 exons. Gene Ontology annotation, molecular function: amine binding. Gene Ontology annotation, biological process: symbiont-mediated perturbation of host defenses. Bases 45 to 746 code for a protein of 233 amino acids. Lineage: Eukaryota; Metazoa; Arthropoda; Arachnida; Ixodida; Ixodidae. The record is from RefSeq and is a predicted model, not a curated record.